Molecule: messenger RNA, 363 nt
Organism: Prorocentrum cordatum
Lineage: Eukaryota; Dinophyceae; Prorocentrales; Prorocentraceae
Source: the annotation of a GenBank genome assembly
AUGUGGGAAGUGAAGCUGGAGCCCGACGUCAUCUCCUACAAUGCUGGGACCAGCGCGUGCGAGAAGGGCGAGCAGUGGCAGCGGGCGCUCGCGUUGCUGAGUGAGAUGCGGGAGGCGAAGCUGGAGCCCGACGUCAUCAGCUACGUCGCUGCGACCUGCGCGUGUGAGAGAUGCGGCCAGUGGCGGCAUGCGUUGUCGCUGCUCAGCGAGAUGCGGGAGUGCAAUGUGGAGACGAACGACAUCAGUUACAACGUGUGCACCACAGCGUAUGAAAGGUCGUCUCGCAAUUCGGCAGGAUUUCCCGGCUAUCGUGGGAUUGGUCUUUCGCAUUUUCGCGUGUCUUGCGAAGCACUGUGCGUGUGA